Molecule: messenger RNA, 2420 nt
Organism: Dufourea novaeangliae
Lineage: Eukaryota; Metazoa; Arthropoda; Insecta; Hymenoptera; Halictidae
Product: laccase-5-like
Exons: 10
Coding region: 1-2085 (694 amino acids)
Biological process (GO): iron ion transport
Cellular component (GO): plasma membrane
Molecular function (GO): oxidoreductase activity; copper ion binding
Source: RefSeq, a predicted model, not a curated record
AUGACACAUUUCUACUCUAAAAAACAACAGAUUCGAAAACUGGGCAAACAGGACGUAGCGUACCACGUUUUAGCUAAGAAUGGAGGGAAGCAGUGCGGGAUCAGAGCUGGUUAUAUACCCGGGAUCAGUGGUAUGGCAUUCAUUAAUAAGACAAAUUGUCUUAACGACGUAUUACUCGAUAAUUCGCGUUUGUCGACUGCCCUCGAGUGUGCCCGUACCUGCCGUGCCGGACAGAAACCGAGGACCUGUUAUUACAAAUUUGUGAUCGAACGUUAUCCUGUUAACGGCCAGGCAUGUAAUCUUUGCACUCCCAACAUCACCAACACUAUCUGCGCCAAUUGUCAAUGCGUGCCUGGUGACGGUGUGGAACGAAUGGCGUUAACAGUGAACAGAAUGAUACCGGGACCAAGUAUACAAGUCUGUCUGGGCGAUUACAUUGUGAUCGAUGUUCUAAAUAUGGUAAAAGAAGACGCGAUGACGAUCCACUGGCAUGGAGUGUACCAAAAGGGAUCGCAAUAUUACGACGGUGUUCCGAACUUAACGCAGUGUCCAAUAGUCUUUAAAAAUACCUUCAGGUAUCAGUUUUACGGGAAUAAUGGCGGCACGCAUUUCUGGCACGCGCACACAGGACUGCAAAAGACGGAUGGCAUUUUCGGUAGUCUUGUCAUACGCGAGCCAUCGAAGGACGAACCGAACGCCCACCUGUAUAAUUUCGAUCUAGCGAAUCACCUGAUUGUGAUAAACGACUGGAUGGUUGAACUGGCUUCAUCUCGAUUUCCUGGUCGCCGAAUUUCUGGUGUAAUCGGUCAGAGUCCCGAUUCACUUUUGAUCAAUGGAAAGGGAAGGUACACAGAUUCUAAUGGCACUACGACGGAUACACCAUUGGAGGUGAUCACCGUGGACGCUAAACAACGCUAUCGGUUCCGUUUAGUGAACACUUUCAGCACCACCUGCGCCGGAGAGUUUUCAAUCGAGGGUCACAAUCUCACUGUUAUCGCAACGGACGGCCAGCCGAUCAAACCUGUCGUAGUAGAAUCAAUCAUUUCGUUUUCCGGAGAACGAUACGACUUCGUCGUAAAUACCAAUCAAAAGCCUGGUGCCUAUUGGAUACAGCUCAGGGGGAUGUUGGAGUGUGCAACUGAGAAAAUGCAACAAUUGGCAAUAUUGCAAUACACAAAUACGUCGUCUACACCAACAACGCCAAAGCCACAGUACGAUAUUGCACUCCCCCGAAGUGUUGUUCUCAAUCCAGUGAUUGCAAAUUGCACUGUACAGCGUCCAGAUGCAGUAUGCAUCAGUGACUUGAGGAACGCGAGAGAAGUGCAUAAGGAUAUUUUAAAAUCCAAACCAGAUAUGAAACUGUUUAUGUCGAUAGGUUUUGUCCUGUACGCGCAGGAAGAUAUUUUCAAGCCUAACACGUACAAAACGUUUUUAGUUCCCACCUCGGACCUGUCGGUUGUUGACACGAUUGGGAAUAUAAGUUUCGAAUUUCCGCCCGUGCCACCGAUUUCGCAGCUGAAGGAUCUGCCUAAAGAUCAAUUCUGCGACGCCGAGAAUUUACCACAAAAUUGUAACGCGUCAUUUUGCAUGUGUACGCAUUUGGUUAAGAUUCCGUUAAACGCCGUUGUCGAAGUUUUACUUGUCGACGAGUUUCGGGUACCGAACGUAGAUCAUCCAUUUCAUUUGCAUGGAUAUUCGUUCAACGUGAUAAGCAUGGGGCAACCUUUUGGUCCGCUCAUAAACGCGACUGGUUUAAUGACCGUUGAUGCUCUGAAAGAAAUGGACAGGAACAACCAGAUAAAGAGAAACUUUGAUUCUCCUGUUGGCAAGGAUACUGUUCAAGUGCCGAAUAAUGGAUACGUGAUAUUUAGAUUCCGUGCGAGUAAUCCAGGUUACUGGCUAUUCCACUGUCACGUGGCUUACCAUCAGCUGGUUGGUAUGAAUAUGAUCUUCAAGGUAGGAAAGGACAAGGAUUUACCGAAGGUUCCAAAGAAUUUCCCGACGUGUGGCGAUUUCAUGCCAAAGAUUCGUGUCAAGAACAAGAACAGUCACUGCCGUUCGAAAAAGAAGCAAACGUAUUUUUAACAGUAUCGUUGGCACCGUUUUGUGGUAUUAAAAAAUACUUCACUUCCCUAUAAGGCUUUCGCUACCACACCAAAAGUAAUAAUGCGAUAGCGAAAACAUCUUGUGUGAUGUAUACAUCUAAGUUUCACGGAGACGAUGUUUCGACUGAAUCGUAAAUUAUUCAAAUGAACAUAUAACUUUGUUACUUGAAGUGUUUCUUAAAAUAAAACAUACUUUGCGGAUCGACAAUUCGUUUGUUAAAGUCGCAACGUUGUAGAUAGCUGGGAGAUGUCGAGAACGCCUUAAAAAUGGAAUUCUACUGUAACAUAAUAAUACAUAUAUUUAAUUUAUAAAUA